AUAGGCUUCCCUACAACAAUCCAAAUUCAUAAAAACAAUCAUAAUUAACCCAUUUUUCUCCAUUAACGAUCUGCAACUUUGAUAAGAUAUGGCAGCUUUUUCUUCUUCUUGUUCUUGGAAAACAGGAGGGCUACUAUUCUCUGUUCUGCUUAACUAUUUGAUUGUUGUCUCUGCUGGUAACUUCUACAGAGACUUCCAAAUCACCUUUGGAAAUGGCCGUGGGUCAAUACACAAUGGUGGACAAGAUCUUACUCUCUCCCUCGACAAGAUCUCCGGUUCCGGCUUCAAAUCUAGAAACAAAUAUCUGUUCGGGAAAAUCGACAUGGAGCUCAAGCUUGUUCCUGGAAACUCUGCUGGCACUGUCACCGCCUACUACUUAUCUUCCCUAGGAGCAACCUGGGAUGAGAUUGACUUCGAAUUCUUGGGAAACGUAUCUGGCCAGCCUUAUGUUCUUCACACUAAUGUUUUCACUCAAGGAAAAGGCCGCAGAGAACAGCAAUUCUACCUUUGGUUUGACCCCACUGCUGACUUCCACACCUACUCCGUUCUAUGGAAUCCUCGGUGUAUCGUAUUCUACGUUGAUGGGAUCGCGAUAAGACAAUUCAAGAACUUGGAGUCAAUCGGUGUUCCAUUCCCUAAGAAUCAAGCAAUGAGGAUUUAUUCAAGUUUAUGGAACGCCGACGAGUGGGCGACGCAGGGGGGGAGAGUGAAGACAGACUGGAGUCGAGCACCCUUCGUUGCUUCCUACAGGAACUUCAACGCCGAUGCCUGCAUCUUAUCCGGCGCCGGUAAAACUUUAUGCAGUCCAAACGUUAAUGCAUGGCUUUGGAAAAAACUUGAUCUUGUGAGGCAAAGCCAAAUCAAAUGGGUCCAGAAGAAAUACAUGGUUUACAAUUAUUGCACUGACUACAAGCGAUUCCCUCAAGGCGUCCCCAAAGAAUGCAAGUACAAUUAA
This is a messenger RNA of Carica papaya (papaya), 955 nucleotides long. RefSeq names its product putative xyloglucan endotransglucosylase/hydrolase protein 23. NCBI's taxonomy places the organism in Eukaryota, Viridiplantae, Streptophyta, Magnoliopsida, Brassicales, Caricaceae. Gene Ontology annotation, molecular function: xyloglucan:xyloglucosyl transferase activity; hydrolase activity, hydrolyzing O-glycosyl compounds. Gene Ontology annotation, cellular component: apoplast; cell wall. Gene Ontology annotation, biological process: cell wall biogenesis; xyloglucan metabolic process. The record is from RefSeq and is a predicted model, not a curated record.